AUGUUGACUCCAAAAUUUGAAGUCACACAAGAUGAUGAGUUUCUAUACAUUACCAUCCAUAUUUCCAACAUUCGUUUCAACGCAAGCGGAUUAGAAUUAAUCAUAGAUGAGAACUUGUUCAUUUUCCAUCUAUCACCAUAUUAUCUUAGAUUAAGAUUUCCAGAGAAACUAGUCGAUGAUGAACGAUCAAAUGCUGAGUUUAAAUCUAAAGAAGAAUCUAUCUUUGUUAAGGCACCCAAGUUAGAAAAGGGGACAUUUUUCGAAGAUUUGGAUUUCCCUACGAAAUUGUUAGCUAGACAAGGUGAUUUGAUUGAAGCGGAUGAUCAAGAGAAGGUCAUUCAGAAGAAGCCUUUGAUCCAAGAAGUGGGAGGAUCGGAUAAGAAGACAUCGAUUUUGCGAGAAUCUAUUAGUGACAUUAAUGCGCAAGGGGAACAAUUCAAUUGGGAAAUUGAACAGAAGGUUACAGAUCCUACUAGUGACGGAUUGUUAGGGGUCAAAUAUGGGUUUAACAAUAUGUACGAUUCUAUGAUUUCAGUUUCUAUAUCGAAUGGGAAUGAUAUUAAUGAAUUAGAUGAUCCUGAACACACGAAUGCCAAUGAUCGAGUUAAAGAGAGGUUGUUAAAGGAAGAUUCAAAGUUUGAUCCCGAAUACUAUGUUUCCGAUUAUAUGAUAAAUAAAUAUGGUAGUGGGGAAGAUUUGGUAAUGAAUGGUAUCAAAGCUUUAUUGGAAUAUACACCACCAUUAGUGAAAUUGUAUUUGAAAUGGUACAAGCACACAGAUAACAAGGAUGGAAUCAUGCCAGUGGAAUUCACUACGGAAGAACAAGAGCAAAUGCAAAAUAACAUUCCCCAGAGGGAAUAUCUUAUAGAUGGUUCAGAAACUAAAAGAGCAUAUAUCACGCUAUUGAACGUCUUGUUCGGAUACGUCUUCGAACAACUUGAAAAUGAAGGCCAACAUAAUACCGAGAGUGCAUGGACUAUGGGGAAACUGAUACCUCAAAUAAGUUUUCUAGACCAACAACUGAUUUUGGAAGAAGAUGCAUCGAAGGAUGCUACGCAAAUUAAAGGUGCUGUUGUAACAGGUAUACGUAGGGCUAUGUGUUAUCCCUUACAUCGUCACUAUGAAUUAUCUUUGAAAGUGUGGAAACAGGUUUAUUAUUUGCUGCGUGCAGGUAAGCGUACAGUAAUACGAGCUUUAUUAGAUAUCAAUGAAGUAUUCCGAUUCCAUGAUGUUUAUUAUGUAUAUUCGAAGAUUUUGUUGGCAGAUUUGACAUCCUGGUUUAUCUCCCAGAGCACAGAACCUGUUCUACGUAGCUUAGCUAUAGAGAUGCAUAGACAACUUGAACUUUUGCAGAAUAAACCAGGCAUUGACAAUGUCGGAAGUGGUGAUCUAUGUUUCCAAUUUCUAGAUCCAUAUUCUGAUGAACCUGAAGAAGAGCAAGAUGUAUUAAAAGAGAAUACAGUCGGUAGGAAAACUUUGAGAGAAUGGGAAUUAAUGGCUGAGGAGCAUUAUAAAGAGAGUGAGAGUGGGUAG
This is a messenger RNA of Naumovozyma dairenensis CBS 421, 1533 nucleotides long. It is a transcript of the gene SHQ1, whose product is annotated as Hsp90 cochaperone SHQ1. The coding region runs from base 1 to 1533 and encodes 510 amino acids. NCBI's taxonomy places the organism in Eukaryota, Fungi, Ascomycota, Saccharomycetes, Saccharomycetales, Saccharomycetaceae. Gene Ontology annotation, cellular component: cytoplasm; nucleoplasm. The record is from RefSeq and is a predicted model, not a curated record. Gene Ontology annotation, biological process: box H/ACA snoRNP assembly. The transcript has a single exon.